AUGGACGAACACGAUCCUAUGAAUGAUCAUUCCGAGCCUUUCUCUCCUCAUGAUGAAGCGUUCAGUGAUAUCAUGCAAGAUGACUACUACGAUGAUACAGAAGAUGAAAGAGCCUCUUCUUCUUCUUCUUCCAAUCAUAUCCAUACGUUGGGAGAUUUAAAACAAGUUCUAUUACAACAUGUUCGUGAGGAAUGUCCGGCUGCUUGCUCUAACAAACAUGAUGAUCUACCAAAGACUUUGUUUUUUGAUGAAGAAAAAAUUAGAGCUGUUUAUAUAUUUGGUAGUCAGACGUAUAAUUGUACGAAAAUUGAAGGAGUGGUUGAUGGGAAAUUAAGCUCGAAAGAUCCAUUCUCGAAUCGUGGUGGACGAUAUGGUAUUAGCCCUCGAGGUGAGACACAUGUGAGAGUUUUGAGUAAUGAUAAGAAGAGUGAAUUGAAAUAUUUGGCGUCCUCUGAUUUUGAUGUUUUAAUUGUUUGUGAUGAUUUGUACUCGACUGAUAGUUCGUUGGGUUCUUACUCGAGCGAUCAGCAGUUUAAAUGGGAAACUGGUUUAUGUUUGAAUUUUGAGGAUGGUUGUGAAACAGCUUUCUUGGAAUUUGACAUUUCAUUCUAUAAUACUUCCUAUUUUGUCUCAUAUAUGAAUUACCAUCAACCUGUUUAUAUCCAGAGUGUCACGAACAAGUAUUGGGAAGAUGUGUUUGUCAUAUUUGAGGAUGAAAAGAUGAAAUAUUUUAGAAGUACGUGGUGUGACUGGAACAUGUCCAUCCCUCGACUCAAAGUUGCAUUUUCUACUGAACUCGAUUACUGCUUUGAGAAGGCACAACGAUUUUGGAACAUGUCUAAAGGAGAAACGGAUGAACUGAAAUACAAUGACAAUUACAAUCGAUAUACCACGAGUAGAACGACCGAACAGUUGAGGAAAACUUCUAAAAAAAACAUUUGCCAUGGUUUAAGAAAACUGAGAUUUGCAUAUCAGUAUUUGGCAAAUGGAAAAAUUGUUGACAUGCAAGAAUCGAAUAAUUUGGUACAGGAAGUGUUUGAUACAACUCAUUACUAUUCUCAAUGGAGUCAGUUCGAAACAACUUACAUACCAAUCUAUGAUGAGAACAAGUUACAGUUUCAAACUGUAUGUGAAAACAUUAUUGGAGUUGCCGAGAGUUUGCUCACCAACUACGAUCACCAAUCUGUCCAUCAAUCUCUUGCAUUUUUGACUUUUCUGAAUAGGUAUUGUACAAAAGACAACCAAGAAGGAAGAAAAAUUGUGAAUGAAUGCAUGAGGUCAACGCAAGCAUUGACACAACAAGACCAAGAGUGUGUUCAGAACUCUGUGGGGUAUCUUUUUAAUGACGUGCAUUCCUUGACCAAAUUAUUUAAUAUUGAUGUGUUACCCUUUGAGCUUGCAUGUGAAACAAUAACUCCACAACAUCUCUCUCAGUGCACUACUUUCCAACUCUCUUUAAAUCCCAGCAUGUUUUAUUUGGGUUAUGAUCGGCAAAUUUGUAAUGAAGUGUUGCAAUGUGACGGUGCAAUUAUUGAACACGUUGGAUCUACAUCAUUUAAAUUAUUAUGUGCUCCAAGAUUGUUUGUUCCAGACAUUCGAGACCAACCAGAACUUACUUAUAACUGUCCAUCGGUGAAAUGUUUCAAGCUUCCCUAUGGUGACAAAGUGAGUCUAUUCUUCUAUAGAAACAAUUGGGUCAUUGCAUGUCCAGAAAUUGAACGUACGAAUUGGAAACAAUGGGUCUUGUUGCAACCAUCGAGCUCCGUAACUUGGAGAGAUGCAUUUUGGAGUAUGUGGGAUCAUUUGAAAAUGGAGUUGCCAAAAGACCAAAUGCAAGACAAAACCUUUCAUUUCGUGUGGAAUAAGCAAAAUGGUAUCACUUUGGUUUCAGCUCGUGUGCAUCAGACUUGCCAGUUUUUAUCUCAUUCUGAAAUGACAUUACUCUGUGAACAAUUGCAUUGGAAAGCUUUGGAGCCCAUGAAAGAAUUAGACGGAAAUGCAACGUCUAGUUCCAAUUUGUGGAACCAAGCAUUGGAAAAAAGCGCUUCCUUGGAUCCAACCAUCUAUGAAGGAUUCAUUUUCCUCCCUAAUGACGUUCUUCAUGCCUCUAAUGGACCUCUUUUGCAAGUGAAAACUCCAAUUCAUUAUCUCAUGCCAAAAUUGAAUAUUACCAAUCCUUUCUAUUCAGGAACUGAAGUGUUAAACUCGAGUGUAUUUGAACAACCAGAUGAAUCUCUCGUCCGAUCAGAAAUGAAUGACCAGGCACUCUUUUAUACUGCAGUGAUGCACAAUCAUGAAUUGACAACUCAAAUUCAACAAGUCAUUCAACAGAGAAAUCCAUUAUUUUUGGAUAUUUACAAACAAUUUGUGGAAUAUUUGGACAAGUAUUUUAUGGAACAUCCAUCCAUUGACGAUCAUGUAAACACCAAGCAAUAUUUUAGAGAACAGUUCAUUGCAAGAUUCUUGGGAUACCAAGAAGUAGUGGAUCCAUUUCAUGAAAUGGUAUUGGAUAUCAUUUAUGAAAUAUGA
This is a messenger RNA of Naegleria lovaniensis, 2529 nucleotides long. RefSeq lists its product as uncharacterized. The record is from RefSeq and is a predicted model, not a curated record. Lineage: Eukaryota; Heterolobosea; Eutetramitea; Acrasida; Naegleriidae. The coding region runs from base 1 to 2529 and encodes 842 amino acids. The transcript has a single exon.